Messenger RNA from Orycteropus afer afer, 2163 nucleotides. It is a transcript of the gene ITPRIPL2, whose product is annotated as ITPRIP like 2. Lineage: Eukaryota; Metazoa; Chordata; Mammalia; Tubulidentata; Orycteropodidae. The record is from RefSeq and is a predicted model, not a curated record. The coding region runs from base 1 to 2163 and encodes 720 amino acids. The transcript has 3 exons.
AUGGAUAUGGUGCAAGGCGGUGGCAGGCAGUACAAGCGGCAGGAGACCAGCGAGAGGCGGCUGCAGUGGGCUUGCCGACCCGUGGAGCGAGAGAGCUGGGCAUCUUCGAGCAAAGGAGGCUUGCUGUAUAACUUCAUGUCGCACAACCCCCGUGGACGAGGCCUCCGCCCCGGAACCGUGACAUUCCCGGGUCUGCCUUCGGCCGUGCCAGAAGCUGGCCGAGGACAACGCGCCACGGCGUCGGGCGGGGAGGGCCGCCGGGACAGACGCAGUGCGCAGGCGGCGCAGGGCGCGGCCCCGAGCCCAAGAGUGCAGGGCGGGCCGCAGCUGGAAGGAAAACUUCAGUUGGGAGCUGAGGCCGAGCUGGAGAGCGGCUUCCCGGGGCGCUGCGAAGCGGAGAGCGACUUCCCCGAACCCAGCAAGGCGGAGAUCGCCGCCGAGGUGAAGGAGCCGGGACCAGCGGGGGCGCCCGGGCGCUGCGCGCAAGCUGGGCAGGGGGCGCCGCCGGGGCUCGCGCCCUGGGCUGCUCGGCAGCCGCUGCCCCGGGCGCCCAGCAGGUCGGUGCACUACACCUUGAAUCUGCGCGUCUUUUGGCCCCUGGUGACCGGCCUGUGCACCGCCCUCGUGUGCCUCUAUCAUGUCCUGCGCGGAAGUGGGAGCGCCCGGGCUGAGCCCCCAGACGGCCCAGACUGCGGCUUCCCACUACUCAAGGCAGCCAUCCUGCUGCUCCUCGGCUACGUCCUCCUGCGCUGCCGCCACGCUGUCCGUCAGCGCCUCCUGCCCGGGGCCCCGCGCCUGGGGAGCCGCCCCGCCUCGUCCCCGAGGCCCAUCGGAGAGCCGGGCCUGGAGAUCUUGCUGGAGAGUUACUACGAGCACGAAGUGCGCCUAUCGCCGCACGUGCUGGGCCACAGCAAGGCGCACGUUAGCCGGAUCGUGGGCGAACUGGUGAGGGCUGGCCGUGCCAGGACGUGUCCAGGCCCCAUCCCUGGGGGGGCCCUGGCCUUGGCCUUCCGCGGAGACUUCAUCCAAGUGGGCAGCGCCUACGAGCAGCAUAAAAUCCGCCGGCCGGACGGCUUCGACGUGCUGGUGCCGCUGCGCCUUCCGCCGUUGGUGGCGCUGGAGCCACAGAGCCUAGGCUCGGAGCCUGCGCUGGCCCCGGCUUUCCGCAGCUGCUUCUUGUGCGCCCUGAAGGCGCCGCCCUCGCCAUCAGGGGCCCCCUCUGGUCACUGGCUCCGGGACUGCAAACCUUUCACGGACAGCUUCUGCGUGGACGUGCGCGGGCGGCGUCACCUCUCCGCCACGCUGGUGCUGCGUUGGUUUCAGUCGCACCUGCAGCGCUCUCUGGCCACUGUGCGCUACAGUCUGGAGGGGCGCUGUCGGGUCAGCCUGACCCCGGGCGGUCUAGAGCAGCCGCCCACCCUGCACAUCCUGCCCUGCCGCACUGACUACGGCUGCUGCCGCCUUUCCAUGGCGGUGCGUCUCAUCCCCGCCGUCCAUGUGGGAGACAGCGUGUUCCUCGUGGCGCCACCGCCUUCACCCUCGCCUGCUGGGCUCUUGUCGGAGCUUCCGGGAGGCCUGCGCGCAGAGGCACUUUGGGGCGUGAACACAGCGCGCCAGGAGCAGAAGCUGCUGACCUGGCUGCAGGAAUGGGCCCCCCCAGGUGCCUGCUACCUCAAGAGCCUGCAGUUGCUUAAGGCCAUUCGAGACCUGGGCGCCCGCGGGCUGGACCCGACGGCUGCCACGCAGUGGGAGCGUCUCUUGUCCUCAUAUGUGCUCAAGACUGCACUGCUGGCAGUGCUAUUGCGCGAGGGGGCACUGGCGCAAGUCUGGGAUGAGGGGCACCUGAGCGAGCGCUUGGACGAGGUGGUGCAGUUUCUUAAGGAGUGCCUGCUGCGACGCCGUACGCUCUUCCACUGCGUCCUGGGUCCUGACGGGCCGGCCGCCGAGGUGGGCCCUCUGCCCAAGGUGCUACGGGAAGCCGCCCCAAUCGACCUCCUGGAGGCUUUCGACCAGCGCGCGCGGGAACUCGCCGCAGCGCGAUUGCUGUCCACGUGGCGAAGGCUGCCUCAGCUUCUCCGGGCCUACGGGAGUCCUCGCUACCUUGCCAGGUGCCCCCCACCCCGGAGUCAGCGCACGCAGGGAUUCCUUGAAGAUGAACCCUAA